AUGUCGGUUCAAACCAUCCUACUUGCAGCCGCAGGCGGCGCAACACUCCUGAUCCUUGGAAGAAUCAUUUACCUCCUCUUCCUCCACCCACUGGCCAAAUUCCCUGGCCCAAUUUUCGCUAGCCUCACCCAUGGCUACGGCGCUUAUCACUCCUGGAAAGGCGACGCCCACCUUGACAUGUGGCGGCUGCACGAGAAACACGGCGACUUCGUGCGCUACAUGCCCAACUCGGUCUUCAUUCGCAACGCAGACGCGCUGCACGCCAUCUACUCGACGAAAGCAUACGCCUCGGUGGUGAAAAGCCCACACUACGAAGUCCUCCAAGCCGGCAGCGUAGGGAGCACGUUCAGCCUGCGCGGAGGACACGAACACCUCCGGCGGCGACGCAUUGUCUCAACUGCGCUAUCGGAAAAGGCACAGCGUGGAAUGGACCCGCGCAUUGCGGUGCAUGUACGCAAGUUCUGCGAGGCUGUGCUCCCGGCACGUCAGGGCGAGCUGGGCGAGCCGAUGAACAUGGCCGAGUGGUGCGGCUACCUCACCUUCGACCUGAUGUCCGACCUUGUCUUCAGCGCAAGCUACAACCUGCUCGGCCGCGAGAAGUUCCGCUACAUGCCUGAGGUCAUCGACAAGUCGAACGUACGGAUGUCUGUGCUCGCGUACAUGCCUAUUCUCGCCGCGUGGCGCGCCGUCGACGGCAUCUUCUUCCGCGAUGCCCUCAUUGCCCGCAACCGCUUCCUCCGGUUCGUUGUGCGCGCUGUCCGCGAACGCGCCAAUCGCGCCCUGGGUAAGUGGGCGCCCGACGCCUUGGACCCCUGCAAGCCCCGCGAUGAUAUCUACAGCGCGUUGGCUACAGCCAAGGACCCGGACACGGGCGAGGGAUUCAAGCCGUCAGAGAUGGUCAGCGAGAGCACAACGCUGGUGGUGGCCGGGUCCGACACCACCUCGACGGCGAUCGCGGCGACGUUGUUCUACUUGGCGGACAACCGCUCUGCAUAUGAAAAGGCAGCGCAGGAGGUACGCACUGUGUUCGCGGGCAAGUCACUGGGGUCUGAGGAGGCUCUCUCAGGCCCGGAACUCUCACAAUGUACCUAUCUCCGGGCGUGUAUUGAUGAAGCCUUGCGCAUGAGUCCACCCAACGGGGCCGCCUUGACGAGAGAAGUUCUGCCGGGUGGGUUGACUGUCGGCGACAUUCAUAUUCCGGGAGGUGUGACGGUUGCGGUGCCACUGUAUGCCAUCCACCACGAUGAGCGCUACUACGUGGAUCCAUUCACCUACCGGCCCGAGCGGUGGCUCGAGGAUGAUGGAACUGGCAGCAUCAAGCGGGCGAGACUUGUCUUCAACCCCUUCUCGCUGGGUAUGCGCGGCUGUCUUGGUCGCAGCUUGGCCUACCACGAGCUCAUGACCACGGUAGCCACUGUGUUGUACUUGAGCGAUUUCGAGUUCGCCGAGGGCCCCAUGAGCAAGGUCGGCAGGGGAGUGCCGGGGGCGGUGUACGGGCGACACCGAGAGAACGAAUACCAGUUGCGCGAGCAUAUCACGGGUCAGAAGGAUGGCCCAUGGCUGCGGUUUUCCAGACGCGAAAUUUCUGCCUAG
Aspergillus welwitschiae is the source of this 1593-nucleotide messenger RNA. RefSeq names its product cytochrome P450. Gene Ontology annotation, molecular function: oxidoreductase activity, acting on paired donors, with incorporation or reduction of molecular oxygen; monooxygenase activity; iron ion binding. The coding region runs from base 1 to 1593 and encodes 530 amino acids. The transcript is spliced from 2 exons. NCBI's taxonomy places the organism in Eukaryota, Fungi, Ascomycota, Eurotiomycetes, Eurotiales, Aspergillaceae. The record is from RefSeq and is a predicted model, not a curated record.